AUGCGGAGGCUGCUUCUUCAAUCCGUCCGCAGUCUUUCCACCUCCAGUGAUUUCAAAUCCAUAGCGAGCAUGGCACCGCUCAAUCCCGCCGCCCAGCCGUGGAUGGUCAUCCCCCUGGUCAUCCGACCAUUCCCCCCUUUCACCCAUGUCUCGCCACCAACCCGGCUCAGGGCUAAUGAUAUCGCGACACAGGAAGCCAUCCACCGGCUACGAAACUAUGUUCCUCCGCCAACGGCAUACGACACCGUCCCGCUGUCCCGGCGUGCGGCGGUGCUUCUGCUGCUCUAUGCCGACCCGCAGGGCGACCUGCGGAUCGUGAUUACAAUCCGGGCCAAGACACUCAGGUCAUAUGCAGGCGACGCCGCUCUACCGGGAGGCCGGGCAGAUACGCUCGCCGAGACGCCGUUCCAGACCGCACGCCGCGAAGCAUGGGAGGAGAUCGGCUUGCCUAACAUCGGUUCCCCGUUACCAGGACCGUUCGCCGUGGAGCAUCUAUGCGAGAUGCCGGCCAAUCUUGCCAAAACGGAGCUGGUGGUCCGGCCGUGCAUCGCCCUGCUUCACGCCCACGACGAGCGCACGGGCGAGUCCGCCGAUCCGGAGGUGUCGCUGAUUCCCAAGCUAGAUGCACGCGAGGUCGCUGCUGUGUUUACGGCGCCCUUCAAACAAUUUCUAGCUAUGCGCGAUGAAGGCCUUGCUCACCCGCCGGAUUGGUAUCGGGGGUCGUGGAGCGCGUGGCAUAAUUCUAACUGGCGCAUGCAUCAGUUCUUUGUUCGCCCGAAUAGGACAGCAGCCGUCCAGCCUCGCCGGGGGAAUAAUGCGGACGAUAACAUCGAAUCCUAUCGAGUGUUCGGGAUGACCGCCCGAAUCAUUGUUGAUGCAGCACGACUCGCGUUCAACACCGAACCCCAGUUCGAGCACAAUAGUCACUUUGGCGACGAGGCGAUGAUCGACCGGCUCCGACGACUGGGCAAGCUAGCGGCGAUCCGGAAAGCAUCGGACGAACUGACGCGGGAGACGAUGGAGAAGGCAGCCAAACUAAGUUGA
This is a messenger RNA of Penicillium riverlandense, 1044 nucleotides long. RefSeq names its product NUDIX hydrolase. Gene Ontology annotation, biological process: coenzyme A catabolic process. Lineage: Eukaryota; Fungi; Ascomycota; Eurotiomycetes; Eurotiales; Aspergillaceae. The transcript has 5 exons. The record is from RefSeq and is a predicted model, not a curated record. Gene Ontology annotation, molecular function: coenzyme A diphosphatase activity; acetyl-CoA hydrolase activity. Bases 1 to 1044 code for a protein of 347 amino acids.